Dioscorea cayenensis subsp. rotundata (Guinea yam) is the source of this 1408-nucleotide messenger RNA. RefSeq names its product UDP-glucuronate 4-epimerase 1. The transcript has a single exon. NCBI's taxonomy places the organism in Eukaryota, Viridiplantae, Streptophyta, Magnoliopsida, Dioscoreales, Dioscoreaceae. Bases 49 to 1362 code for a protein of 437 amino acids. The record is from RefSeq and is a predicted model, not a curated record.
AAAGGGAGGAAAAAAAGGAGAAAAAGAAAGAAUCAAAGAAGGAUAGCAAUGGAGAAGAAGAUGAGAGACCUGGAAGAUGAGCUGUUCCCGUCGACGCCGGGGAAGGUGAAGAUCGAGCGAGCGCAUGCCAUGAAUCGCCAGUUCCACCGCUGCUUCGCCUCCACGAGCACCAUGUUCCUAUGGGCGCUUUUCCUCAUCGCCCUCACAGCCUCCUACCUCUCCUUCCAAUCAUUCGUCGAUACUUCAUCCAAGUACUUCACCGCAUCCUGGGGCGGCCUCCAUUGGGAGCGUCAAGUCCGUGCUUCUGCCCUCCCUCGCCGCUCCAAUGGCAUCUCCGUCCUCGUCACCGGCGCUGCCGGCUUCGUUGGAUCGCAUGUCUCCAUCGCCCUUCACAAACGCGGUGACGGCGUGCUUGGCCUUGAUAACUUCAAUUCCUACUAUGAUCCGUCUCUGAAGAAAGCCCGCAAGACCUUGCUCGCCUCUCAUGGCAUCUUCGUCGUCGAGGGGGAUGUCAAUGAUGCGAGACUCCUUGCCAAGCUCUUCGACAUCGUGCCCUUCUCUCACGUGAUGCAUCUCGCCGCGCAAGCCGGAGUUCGGUACGCGAUCGAGAACCCUAACUCGUACGUGCACAGCAACAUCGCGGGUCUCGUCACGCUCCUGGAGGCCUGCAAGGCGGCGGAUCCCCAGCCGGCGAUCGUCUGGGCAUCAUCAUCAUCCGUCUACGGCCUCAACGAGAAGGUCCCCUUCUCAGAGUCCGACACCACCGAUCGCCCCGCCUCUCUCUACGCCGCCACAAAGAAAGCCGGCGAGGAGAUAACCCACACCUACAACCACAUCUACGGUCUCUCCAUCACCGGCCUCCGCUUCUUCACCGUCUACGGUCCAUGGGGGCGGCCGGACAUGGCCUAUUUCUCCUUCACCCGCAACAUUCUUCAGGGCAAGCCGAUCACCAUCUACCGCGGCAAAGAUCGUGUGGAUCUCGCCCGCGAUUUCACCUUCAUCGACGACAUCGUUAAGGGUUGUAUCGCAUCUCUCGACACCGCCGAGAAAAGCACCGGCAGCGGCGGCAAGAAGCGUGGUCAGGCUCAAUACCGGAUCUACAACCUGGGCAACACCUCGCCGGUGACGGUCCCAACUCUGGUAUCCCUUCUAGAGCGGCAUCUGAAGAUGAAGGCGAAGAAGAACAUGGUGGAGAUGCCCGGCAAUGGCGACGUCCCCUUCACCCACGCCAACAUCAGCCUCGCCAGACGUGAGCUUGGUUACAAGCCUAGCACGAAUCUUGAGGCAGGCCUUAAGAAGUUCGUCAAAUGGUACCUAUCUUACUACGGCUAUGGCCGGUCCAACGCCGGCAAAAACUUGUAAAAUUUUUAUUUUUAUUAUUAUUAUUUUUUUUCUAUUUUCCGGGUUU